Dacryopinax primogenitus is the source of this 1575-nucleotide messenger RNA. RefSeq names its product Galactokinase. Gene Ontology annotation, molecular function: galactokinase activity; ATP binding. Gene Ontology annotation, biological process: carbohydrate phosphorylation; galactose metabolic process. Gene Ontology annotation, cellular component: cytoplasm; cytosol. The transcript has 8 exons. Lineage: Eukaryota; Fungi; Basidiomycota; Dacrymycetes; Dacrymycetales; Dacrymycetaceae. Bases 1 to 1575 code for a protein of 524 amino acids. The record is from RefSeq and is a predicted model, not a curated record.
AUGGCAGAACUACCUAUACCCGUAUUCCAUUCCCUGGACGAGAUUCACGCCGAUGGAGCGAAAGCUGCUCUGGCUCAAGCGGAAAGAUGGAAUAACCUGCUUGUGAGAUUUGAGAAGAUCUUUGGAUGCAAAGCGACCCAUGUCGCCCGCGCUCCAGGACGAGUCAAUCUCAUAGGCGAGCACAUCGACUACGCCCUUUUUGGAGUCCUCCCCACCGCGAUCGAGAGAGAUAUUCUCAUGGCUCUGUCUCCCUCCUCAGCCCCAGGAGGGCAAAUAAUAGCCGAAAACCUGGAUGAACGUUAUUCGCGCCAGGAGUUUGCGGCCCAGAGGGUCGGAGAGGAAGGGAAAUGGGAUUUGGGGAUCGACACAAGAGAGCUGCGGUGGGAAAGCUAUGUCAAAGCUGGGUAUUAUGGUGUGCUGAACCACCACCUUGCUCACCCCACUUCUGUCCCCCAAAGCAUGAAUAUGCUCGUAACAGGCUCUGUACCCGCUGGUUCGGGCCUGUCAAGCAGCGCAGCGAUGGUCGUUGCCUCUACCCUCAGUUUCUUGGCCAUGAACGACGCGUUGGGACAAGUGACCAAGGGGGAGCUGGUAACACUCGCCAUGGAGAACGAGAAGCGAGUGGGGGUCAACAGCGGGGGGAUGGACCAAGCCGCUUCAGUGAUCUCCACUCCUUCCGCCGCAUUGUAUAUCACCUUCUAUCCAGCACUCCGCUCCGCUCCCGUACGCAUUCCUCGCACCUCACCCAGCGCAGUCUUCGUUAUCACAAACUCCCUCGUGGUGUCGGACAAAGCGCUGUCUGCGAAAGUGAACUACAACCUGCGGGUGGUAGAAACUCUGGUCGCUGCACGAGUGCUAGCUCGUGCACUAGGCAUGAAAGUAGGGGAAGGCGAGAAAGUCACCAUGCGGGAGGUAGUGGGUCGUUGGGCAGGAGAGGGAGAAGGGAAAGACAUGGGCCCGGAGAAGCUUGAAGAAGUUCUGCAGCGCCUGAUACCGGAGGCGGAGCGAAUCCUGGGAGAAGGGAAUGGGAAGACCGGGCUGACCCAUGAGGAGAUGGUAGCUGCGAGUGGGUUGGACGAAGAUGCGUUCCACCAGCUCUACUUGUCCUGGGUACAAGUGGAAGCGACUGAUUUCCGCCUCUACGCACGGACGAAACACGUCCUCUCCGAAGCACUCCGCGUCCUCCAAUUCCGGAAGAUCUGCGCUUCCCACCCCUCUAAUGUCACUGCCACGUCCGUCAGCGAGCAAGAACAUGGGGAUGAGGUGCUGAAAGAGCUGGGAGAGCUAAUGGAUGCUAGCCAGGAAAGCUGUAGCAAGCUGUUCCAGUGCUCGUGUCCUGAGCUGGAUGAGCUUACGCAGUUAGCGAGGGAGGCGGGCGCCUAUGGAAGUCGCCUAACUGGUGCAGGAUGGGGAGGGUGUGCUGUGUCGUUAGUUGCCGAACCGCACGUGCCUGCGUUUAUCGAACAGAUCAGCAAGACCUAUGCCCCAUAUAGGGCGCUGAGCAAGGAGCAGCUCGAAGCGGUCGUAUUUGCAACUAAGCCGAGCAGCGGCGCUGGAGUUUAUGUUGUUGAAUGA